GGGCGGGAAAGCAACGUUACAUAUGGUUCGACAGCAAAAAUGGAGGUGUACUUACUUGUACAGGAGUAUUUCGCCAUUAAUUACUGUCAAAUAACGAAGUGAAGUUUGACUGUCAAAAGAGGACAGUGGCUCAUCUGACCUGAGGGAUGCCAGUAAGACGACGACCAAGAGGAAGACGCUGGAGAAAAACAAUAAAACUGGUUAAAACCAACAGGUUCGAUAGCUGGAGUUAUCCAUGGCUUGUUGAGAUAUUGACAGAAAAAGAUGUUGAUUGUAACAUUGAACACUGUUUAACAUCUUUUAGAUUAGCAGGACACAAUAGACACUUGAUCGGAGUGCCAAAGAAGCACAACAAGAAGCAGAAACAGAUGCUCAAAAAACAAGAGGAAAGGGCAAACUUGCAUCAGAACAACAAGCAAGAAAAUAUAUGUUUUGAUAAUAAACUUAUAUCAAAUAUAGAUAAAGAUCAUGUAACAGAAAGAAAGUCCGUUAUAAAGGAAACACUUUUUGAAUAAUGAAAUUGAGACACCAGACCCAGCAAGUGCACUGUUUUCACCCGUGUACCAGCUGCUGCAAGAAUGCGAGGGAGACCUGGAGAAACCAAAUAUUACUUCGUUAGAAGCAGCAGCAGUAUCCAUUGAUGUUGAGGGUGUCGUGGAUGGAUCACAUUUUCCCCCACAUACGACAGUAUUGGAAAUGCCUUGCGAGAUCUCUGAAACCCAAGAUGUUUUUUCAGCUAGAGCUUGCCAUUCUGAAACAUCCCAGUAUGAUGUGCAGAUAUCAGUUUACAGUGCUGAUUAUCCUUCGCCUCAGGAAACUGAAGUGGUUGAAGAAUGGGAGACAUUUGACCCAUAUUACUUUAUCAAACAUCUGCCUCCACUCACCUCAGAAAUGCUUGCCAGAUGUCCAGCCUUGCCACUGAAAACUAGAAGUAGCCCUGAAUUUUCCCUUGUGUUAGACUUGGAUGAGACAUUAGUCCAUUGCAGCCUGACAGAACUUGAAGAUGCAACUUUUACCUUUCCUGUUACCUUUCAGGAGGUAGAUUAUAAGGUUUAUGUGCGUACUAGACCAUUUUUUCGGGAGUUUUUGGAGCAUGUUUCCAAGAUUUUUGAAGUGAUUUUAUUCACAGCAUCCAAAAAAGUUUAUGCUGACAAGCUGUUAAAUUUACUAGACCCUGGCAGAAAACUAAUAAAAUUUAGACUCUUCAGGGAACAUUGUGUGUGCAUCAGUGGAAACUAUAUCAAAGAUCUGAGCAUCCUAGGUCGUGAUCUCUCAAAGACUGUUAUUGUGGAUAACUCACCACAAGCCUUUGGCUAUCAGCUUGAAAAUGGCAUCCCAAUAGAAAGCUGGUUUGUUGACAGAAAUGACAAAGAAUUGUUGAAGUUGAUACCAUUUUUAGAGAGCCUUGUUGCUAUGAAUCAAGAUGUUCGGCCACAUAUCUGUAACAAGUACCAUUUAGCUAGCUUUCUUCCGCCCGAUUAACCCAUCCAUAACCAGAAGCCCACUGUUCAUGAGAGAAUAUCAUCGCACUGUUUUGGAAUCAAUGUUGUCUGUUUUGUUUUAUUAAUAGAUAAAGGGUGCUUUCUGUUGGAUAGUGUUAAAAAAUCUUUGCUUUCAUACAUAUAUCUUUAAAUGCAUAUGUAUUUAGGUUCACAUGACACUGUUUGAAUUUCAUUUUGUCUUAGGUGAAUUGCACAAAUGAAAAAGGAUUUAUACAUGAAAUAUACCUUUUGACAUUCUAGCAAAACUGUAGAACCAUAAAUAUGUGAUCAAUCAAUCCAUUGAAGUAGAAAAAUAACUGGUUUUGUAACACUUGGACCAUUUUCAUGAUCAGUCUUUCAUCACAGAAGAUAUCCAGAUGGGAAAAAACUGACUUUUAGAAUGCCUUGUAUACCUAUAUAUAUAUAUAUUUAGGUAGUGUUUAUAGGUUUUAGUCAUCUGUUUAACCUAACAAAUUUUGGUAUAAUAAUUGAUAUGAUCUGUAGACCAGUUAAGAAUCUUCUUAUAAUCUAGUUGGGUGAGUAUAUAAAACCACACAAUCUUUAAAUAUCACAACGUAACACUGAACCUUUGUGUUUUUAAAUAACCAAGAUUAAUGUCCUCAACAACAAAAGAUGGUAAAUGUAUAUAAAUUUUAAAAUCUUUUAAUUCAUGUAGGUUUUUUAAUCCCAAUGUAAUUAAAAUAUAUACUAUGAUACCUACAGUCUCAUUCUAUGAAAAAUAGUCUUUGUACAAAGUAAAUUUUCUUACUAAAAGCAUUUGUACAUAUACAACUUUGGACUGUGACUAAGUGUAAAACCUCCUUCAACAAAUGUUUAGAUAGAUAGUUAGGUGCCAGUUUUUCAGCAAAAAAAAAAAGAACUCUUUAUUGCCUUAAGGCAUAAGAUAUAUGUAUCUUUGUUCAUUCUGUAGAAGUAUUUUUAUCUUGAAAUGUACAAAUAUAAAGUCCUGAAAGAACUUGAAGUGUUUUGAAUUCACAACUGUUCCAUUUGAAAUGUUCAAGUACUCAGUUAUAGAACAAUAUUUUGCUUAAAUACACUAAUUAAUAGAUAGCACGAGAAUAUUUUCUGUGAUGUCAUGAGGUGAAGAAAUAUGAUAUUCUGUGAUUUCAGGUACUUUAAUAAGCAUUUUUUAGUGAUAAAGAAAGAAAUAUGCAAGAAAGUUGCUCACUACUGUGACAUUAACCAUUGUGUUCCUCUAUCUCUUGGUCUUUUCAAGAUAUGUUAGCAUAAAUCUAUUCUUGUUUUAAUUGUCAUAAAUAACUUAAUUUUCCAAAACUGCAUUUAAGUUUGUCAGUAGUGUAUUAUUCAUAAUUUUAUGAACCGCAAAAUUAUACAUUAAGUUCUGGUAAUGUUUAUUAAAUUUUCAGCUGGUUUUGUAACAUGCAGCUGGGAUACAUGGCUUCUACCUUACUUCUCUAACUGGCAACAAUAAUAUUGUUUAGAAUAAAUACUGAUGAAUACAUGACAAAUGCUUGGCUGCACUCGGUGGCACAAAUAAGCAUUACUUUACUUUCUUGGGCAACCCUGGUAAAAGAUGAUUAUAAGUCUGAAAAAAAAAACUGGUCACCUGGUGUGUUUUUUUUUUUCCUUUGGGAAAACAAUUUUUUAAUGUGGCUUAACAUUUGGGUUCAUAUCAUUAAUUUACAAUGUUAUUUUUAUUUUUUCAUCUUAAUAUAUAUACAUUUGAUUUUUAAAACUGACAUAUUUUAUACUAUUUCCAAUGCUGAAAAUGCAUCAAUUUCCCAUGAACGUGUGUAUGCAUUUAUAUUUUUACUUUUUAUUUCUCUAUUUUAUUACUGGACAUCUUUUUGAUUUUUAAAUGUAAUAUUUCUUUAGGAAGUAUUGUUUAAGACACUAACUUCUGUUAUUCAUUUGAGUCUGUUUUUAUGAUAUAUCUGGAAUAUUUAUCAUAAAUACAUAAAGUGUAGUAAAACUUGCUCAAAAACAUAUCUAUCAGUCAGUGCUACUAUGCUUUUGCACAAACAAUUCAAAUUUCUUAGUAUGUAACAGAUUAUGAAAAAUUGUUUGUCGUGAAAAGUUACUUUUUUUCUAUAUAAAAUCUUAUCACUUAGGUAUUAAGUGUAUAUUAGAAUUUUUUAUUCAAACCUCAAAUUUAUUUGUUUUACAGAAUACUUUAACUUCUUCACUGUGUGUAUUUGUUUCUUUUGUUCAAGAUGUAAAAUUUGGCUCAAUGGUUUAAAUAUUUCAUUUUAUAAGCAGUCUUUCAACAUAGCUCUUACCCACAUUUUUAGAAGACUUGCUAUUUUAUACUUUUGAGCACUAAUGGGAUCAAAGCAGUCGCUGGAGGAUAUUUUGUUUUUCCAUAAAAGCUGCUGUCUUAUACUGCUAAAAAUGUUCCUCAGAAAAGUAUGGUAUUUUAGUGUGCAGAGCUCAUAAGAAAGCAGUGAUUUUUGUCAUUAUUAAAAGCCUAAAAAUAUUAAUGGAAAUGGUGCAUAUGAAAUUUAUUUUAUUCAGCAUUAAACAUAUGGCUUGUUGGUUUAAAGAACUUUGUGUGUGGACUUACCAUUUUAGAUAUUUAGAAUAACUGUUGUGUUUUUAGCCAUUUAAAGUAAUCAUAGAAAAAAUUUUAUCAAGAUUAUUAAUAUACAGUGUACAUCAAUGUUGAGUGAGAACUUGGAGAUGCAUUCUUAAAAAAAUUAUCUGAAGACAAACUAAAAUCCUUUAUUCAAGGAAAAUCAUAUUUUUGUCAAAAGUAUAUAUUACUCCAUUGUAGUAAAGAAGUUAGCAUAUUAAUAAUAUUAGAAGUUGACAGAUUAGCUAGUUUAUUAAAAGGCAUUUUUAGAAUAUGUAAGGGAAUAAGUAGUUUUCUGUAAAGCCGACUCUUCAGGUAUUGGGCUAAUCAAUUUUUUCAAUUAGGUAGUAAGUGAAAAGGGUAAGUGAGCUGAUGAAAGAAUAGUAAUAUUCCAACACAGAAAUUAAAGAUGGUUUAUUUUUGGAACUCUUCAACUGUAAGCUGCUUAGGGUUCAAACCAAAAAUAAUCCUUGUGCAUAGGUGUAUGUUGAUUUUGUCAUUGCACAGUGAAUUGUACCUGUGUACAAAAAAAACAAACAUAUUUUGCAAAGAAAUAAAUGUUUGUUGGCAA
Messenger RNA from Limulus polyphemus (Atlantic horseshoe crab), 4606 nucleotides. Its product is annotated as CTD small phosphatase-like protein 2. The record is from RefSeq and is a predicted model, not a curated record. Bases 697 to 1482 code for a protein of 261 amino acids. The transcript has 12 exons. Gene Ontology annotation, molecular function: phosphoprotein phosphatase activity. NCBI's taxonomy places the organism in Eukaryota, Metazoa, Arthropoda, Merostomata, Xiphosura, Limulidae.